Molecule: messenger RNA, 768 nt
Organism: Caenorhabditis remanei
Lineage: Eukaryota; Metazoa; Nematoda; Chromadorea; Rhabditida; Rhabditidae
Exons: 4
Coding region: 1-768 (255 amino acids)
Source: RefSeq, a predicted model, not a curated record
AUGCAAAAUUAUUGUGGCGGUGAGCACAAAUCCGGAUCGGGUAAAGGGUUUCCGAAAACGCCAUUCGAGAUCCAUCAAGGACAGGUUCGGCAAGAGUUCGAGAGGCUUCAUCACGAUGGAAAAUCGCUGUUGACCGCCAGUGAUCUACCGGAAAACAAGUAUAUCGUGUUCUGUGGCCUUCUGGAGCUCACGAAUCGCGCGUGUGUUCAUUUCGAGUUGCGGAAUCCGACGCAGAAGACCAUUCUAUUCAACAUCCGAACACCCAUCUCGCACUGUUUCUUCGUGAAACCACACGUCGGAAUGAUCGAGGCGGGAGGGAAGGCGAAAAUCUACUGUACAUUCAAGGGAAAAUGUCACCGCGUGCCGUCGGACUACUGUAUGAUCUACUCCAUCUAUCAUAUUGUGAUCGACGAGAAAUCGACGGCUCUCAUCAAGGAAGACGAGUUCUCGUCGUCGAAUUUACGGGCGGUUUGGAAUAAAAAGGGGCGGGGUGUGGAGAUUAAGAAUAUUCUUCAUUUGUCGUGUAAAUUUGAUGAGAAGGCGAAGCCGGAGCACACGUGUAAACAUCAUAAGAUUGGGAGGAUUAUCGAUUUGAAUGAUCAUGGAGAAGUUGUGCAAGCCGGCCCUCUCGAAGAUUCAAAGGGAGAACCGUCCAACACUCCACCAUCGGCCACGGCAAAAGGCAGAAGACUUCAGAAGACGCCUUCCGUGAUUUCCACAGAAGAAAUGCCAAAGACGGCGACGUCCGAGAAGACAAAGAAGAAGUAG